GUGCUGAAAACACUCCACAAACUCGGAGCAGACAGACAAGGAGGAAGGUGCUUUGCUGUCACUCUGCAGUCUCUAAGACACACAGGAAAUAUUUCAAACAUGGCAGAUGCUAAAACCUGCUGUCUUGGAGCAGCCUGCUCUCUCUCCAUUUUUUUUGUCCUAAUCUGUUGUGUUGAUGCAGCUUCAUUCCAACAUUAUCAGAUGCUUCAGAAAGAUCCAGACUAUGUAAUGAAAAACUUACAAAGGCUCCCAAGCCCAGAUAUGAUCAGAGCUUUGGAAUAUAUAGAAAGCCUCCGCAAACAAGCUAACAAGGGAGAAAGCAGCCCAGAUUAUAAUUCCUAUCAAGGUGCCCCAUUUCUUCUGCAGCAGAAAGAAAGCAAAGAUCAGAGCUAUCUACCAGAUAAUAUAAGGGAUUCUUUGACUGAAGAUGAGUCACAGUGGGUGAGGGUAAUGCUGGAAGCCUUGAGGCAAGCAGAAAAAGAGUCAAAAGCUGGAUCAAGAGAAAAUAAACCAUAUACUAUGAGUUCAGACAGUAACUUCCCAGUUGGAGUGAAUGAUGAUUAUGAAGCUUAUAAGUGGCCUGAGAGGCAUCCCAAAAAUCCCCAAAUGCCAUACCCAUACUAUGAAGAAAGUUCAAGAGACAGUCCAUUUAAGCGUACCAAUGAAAUAGUGGAAGAACAAUAUACGCCCCAAAGUCUUGCUACUUUGGAGUCAGUGUUUCAAGAGUUGGGCAAGAUGGCAGGACCAACUAAUCACAAAAAAGAAAGGCUAGAUGAGGACCAGAAACUGUAUACAGAUGAUGAAGAUGAUGUAUAUAAAGUGAAUAAUAUUGCAUAUGAAGAUGUAGUUGGAGGAGAAGACUGGAAUCCAAUAGAGGAAAAAGUGGAAAGCCAAAUCCAAGAAGAGGUAAAAGAUAGUAAAGAGGAAAUUGAUAAGCAAGAAGAAGAAAUCAAUGAAGAAAUGAAGAGGUCAGGGAAACUUGGCAUUCUGGAGGAUGAAAUGAGGAGGGAGAAUAAAGAGCAAAUGUCAGAUGAUUUAUCUAGGUUAAUGAAUUACUAUCUGAAGCGGCUGAUGAGCAGUGGUGGGAAUGGGAAGCUAAGGACGGGACAACAUGAAAUAAAAAGGGCAGCCACAUUUUUGGAAAAGCAAUUUGAUCCUCAGUCUAUAGCUCAGUUAAUAGAAAUCUCAAGGAAUUUACAAAUCCCUCCUGAGGAUUUAAUUGAUAUGUGGAAAGCUGGAGAAAAGAAACAACAACAGAGUGAAAGGCUGGAGACAGAGCAGGAAGCUGAGCUCCCAGAAGAUCUUGAUGACUUAUCAGACACUAAUAUAGGCCACUCCAAUAUAUUUAAAAAUAAUAGGAACUCUAAAAAUGGAUACAUGAAGCAGCCCAUUAAUAUUGUGCCGGAAAAUCUACCUGAAGACCUCAAUAUUGAAGAUAUUGUCAGUCUUUUGGGAACAGAUAAUUUAGUUAAUCAGAAUCCCUCCUACUUAGUAAAUCAGCUUAAUCAAGAAAAUAGUUUACCAAGACUGCCCUACAUCCCUGGAAGACCUAAAGGAUCUCAAUUUCCUAACACAGCUUGGAUUAAUGAUUUGGAAAGACGACAAAUGGAAUAUGAAAAACUCAAUGAGAAAGAUGAAGAACUUGCUGAUUACUUGGCAAAGAUGUUGGCAAAAUACCCUGAAGUUAUCAAUACAAACCAGAUGAAACGAGUCCCAGCCCCAGUUUCAUCUGAAAAUGAUCUGCUGGAAGAUGACCAGCUUGAGCAAGCAAUCAAAGAACAUUUAAAUCAACUGGGGCCACAAGAAUCUGAUAAAUUAGCCUCUCUCAACAAAAGGCUUUCAAUGACCCAGGAGAAUGAUGACACACAAACUAGGCAGUAUCUGGAUGAGGAUAUGCUAAUGAAGGUGCUGGAGUACCUAAGCCAGGAAAAAUCAGAAAAAGGAAGAGAUCACAUUACCAAAAGGGCAAUGGAAAAUAUGUAAUUUGUUCCCCAAAUAUUAUUUCUCUUCAAUGUGUUUGACUUCUAGCCAAUUUGGUUGUAAUUUUUCCCCCACUUAACGGUAGACUCACAGUAGACU
Messenger RNA from Alligator sinensis (Chinese alligator), 2079 nucleotides. It is a transcript of the gene SCG2, whose product is annotated as secretogranin II. NCBI's taxonomy places the organism in Eukaryota, Metazoa, Chordata, Crocodylia, Alligatoridae. The record is from RefSeq and is a predicted model, not a curated record. Gene Ontology annotation, cellular component: secretory granule. Bases 100 to 1983 code for a protein of 627 amino acids. The transcript is spliced from 2 exons.